Oryzias melastigma (Indian medaka) is the source of this 2101-nucleotide messenger RNA. RefSeq names its product aldehyde dehydrogenase 5 family, member A1 (succinate-semialdehyde dehydrogenase) (gene aldh5a1). Gene Ontology annotation, molecular function: succinate-semialdehyde dehydrogenase (NAD+) activity. The record is from RefSeq and is a predicted model, not a curated record. The coding region runs from base 109 to 1626 and encodes 505 amino acids. Gene Ontology annotation, biological process: GABA catabolic process. The transcript is spliced from 10 exons. Lineage: Eukaryota; Metazoa; Chordata; Actinopteri; Beloniformes; Adrianichthyidae.
UUUGAGCCUCUUGGCUUGCCGUACGGACGCGGUGGGCCAAAACGCGCGGUGUUUUGUUUGCUUGGUCACGUGGUUCCCAGGGUUCGGCCCGGUUCCGAAGCAGCCGGGAUGUCCGCUCUGCGCCUGCAAAGGAGCGGCCGCGUGCACGCCGCCAUGCAGCGGCUCUACAGCCUGAACGUGGCCGCGCCGCUGCUGCGCACGCACGCGUACGUGGACGGACAAUGGGUUUCCGCGGCCGCCGACUUCCCGGUCCUUGACCCGGCCACCGGGCACGAGCUGGCCCAGGUGUCGGACUGCGGGCCGGAGGAGGCCACGCGGGCUGUGCGGGCCGCGUACACGGCGUUCCACACCUGGAAGCGGGUCACGGCGAAGGAGAGGAGCGUCCUGCUGAGGAGGUGGUUCGACCUGCUGACGCAGCACAAGGAGGACCUCGCCAAACUGAUCACCUUUGAGAGCGGAAAGCCCAUGAAGGAGUCCCUCGGGGAGGUGGCGUACUCGGCAGCUUUCCUGGAGUGGUUUUCGGAGGAGGCGCGGCGCAUUUACGGAGACAUUGUGCCAUCAUCAGCUGCAGACAGGAAGCUCCUCCUCCUCAAACAGCCAGUGGGCGUGGCCUCCAUCAUCACACCGUGGAACUUCCCGAGCGCCAUGAUCACCCGGAAGGUGGGCGCGGCUCUGGCAGCCGGCUGCACGGUGGUGGUCAAACCGGCCGAGGACACACCGCUGUCUGCGCUGGCUCUGGCAGAGCUGGCGGAGAAGGCAGGGAUCCCCGCCGGCGUCUUCAACGUGGUUCCCUGCUCCAGAGAGCAGACCCCCGCCGUGGGGCAGGUCCUGUGCACCGACCCGCUGGUGGCAAAGAUCUCCUUCACCGGGUCCACGGCCACAGGGAAGCUGCUGCUGAAAAUGGCGGCCGACACAGUCAAGAGGGUUUCUAUGGAGCUUGGUGGCCACGCCCCCUUCAUCGUCUUCGACAGCGCUGAUGUCGACAAAGCAGUGGGCGGAGCCAUGGCCUCCAAGUUCAGGAACUCUGGCCAGACGUGCGUGUGCUCCAACCGCUUCCUGGUGCAGUCUGGGAUCUACCAGCUCUUCCUGGACAAGCUGGGCCGCGCCAUGGACGCCGAGCUCCGCCUGGGUCACGGCUCGGAGCCAGACACCACGCAGGGGCCGCUCAUCAACGCCAGGGCGGCGGAGAAGGUGCUCCAUCAGAUAUCCGACGCCGUGUCCCGCGGCGCCAGAGUGCUGAGAGGCGGGAAGCGCCGGGAGGGGUCCUUUAUGGAGCCGACGCUGCUCGCCGACGUCUCCACGGAGAUGCUGUGCGCCAGGGAGGAGACCUUCGGACCGCUGGUUCCUGUCAUCAGGUUUGAGACGGAAGAGGAGGCGGUGGCCGUGGCGAACUCUGCGAACGUGGGGCUGGCAGGUUACUUCUACUCGCAGGACGUGAGUCAGAUCUGGAGGGUGGCGGAGGCGCUGGAGGUGGGGAUGGUCGGCGUGAACGAGGGGCUCCUCUCCGCCCCCGAGGCCCCCUUCGGGGGGGUCAAACAGUCCGGGUUGGGGCGCGAGGGCUCCAAGUACGGCGUGGACGAGUACCUGCAGGUGAAGUACAUGUGCUUCGGAGGACUGAAGCCCUGACGGGCCCAAACCCAAGAGGGGUCUCCAAGUCCUGCUCAGGUCCAGACCCAUGUGAUCAUCAGACUGCUGGUUCCGGUCCAGACCGAGUAGCUCGAUAACAUAGAUGUUGUGAUCAUGUGUUUGCCUCCAGCAUCAUACCCACCUGUACUGGUUCUGUCCUCGUCUGUCAUGAUCCGGUCCACAGGUGGUUCCUCCUGCUCAGCAGGGGGCAGUAUGCGCUCUUCUCACGGGUUUACCGUCCAGUUAACGAGAGGCGGGUUUGUGAUGGUUCUGGUUCUGAUCAGAUCUGAUUAAAGAGAAAAUAAACCUUUUUAAAUGUCUUUUAAUGUCUACUGAAAUGUAGAAUGUGUCUGGAGCGUCCUGUAGGUCUCUGUUGGUGUGGAGGCGGAGUCUGUUGACCCUCUGUUUUCUGACGUAGUUCCUCCUGCUGUCCACGUUUGGAUCUGUUCAUGCUUGAAUAAAAACACUAAUCGUC